Molecule: messenger RNA, 1459 nt
Organism: Myzus persicae (green peach aphid)
Lineage: Eukaryota; Metazoa; Arthropoda; Insecta; Hemiptera; Aphididae
Exons: 7
Coding region: 292-1125 (277 amino acids)
Source: RefSeq, a predicted model, not a curated record
GAAUAUGGAAUAACAUGUGAAAGCCUUAAAUACACAAACGAAAAACACUUAAAUGAAAUUUGUCCAAAAAAUUUGUUUGGACAAAGAAUUAUAUUUGAGAAUCAAUUAAAAAAGUGGCAGUCUAACUUUGUUAGUAAACAGUCUACUACUAAUAUAAAUAAUGCAUCAAAUUAUUCUUCAGAUUCUGAGAUAUCUGAAUACUCUACUUCAAGCUCCAGUCACAGUAGUCCAAUUUCUUUUAAAAAUCAAAUAUGUGUACAAGAAAUAUUAGAUUCAUCUGGAAAAGGAAGUAUGAUAUUGUCAUUUUACAAAAAAAAUUUAAGGCUUAAUGAAGAACUAAGAAAAAUGUUGUCUGAAAUAAUUAUUGAAUACAUGGUCCAGAAAAAAGUUUGUGCAUCUCCUAAAAUCAUUGAGCAUAUUUCUGAUGGUAUAGUUAAUUUAUUCCAAUCUGAAGUUAAGAAAACAUAUUUCAUUAAUGUACCUGGUAAAAAACCAAAAGGAAUAUUGUACCAAAAGUAUCAUAAUACAUUAACGAAAUUACGACGACAUAAAUUAUGGUCUCCUCUUAAAAAAGAAAAAAAAAAUUCUGGUGUUACUAUGUUAGAGGAAACAUCCACAUUACAUACAAAAACUAUAAUAAAUGAAGAUUUAAUUGAAUUAAAGAAAUGGCUUCAGUUUAAUGUUGAACCUAUGAGUGAAGUAACUUUAAAAUGGCAAAAAACUUGUGAAAUUCGUAGAGAUUAUUUAUUGUCUCGAAAUAUUAACAUAGUUGAUAUUCUUGAUGAAUGGCCUAUUUUGAAACAAUCAUUUGCCUACAGUUUGAUUGAUAUUGAUUUUGAUCAUAUUUAUCCUUCAAAAGGAAACUCACUGUUUGUGAACUGGGAUCAAUUUAUUUUUAAGAUUAUUCCAUUAAUGAUCACAAAUAUAAAAGAUGGAAACAGCAAAUUAUUGCUCAAGCGUUUAAUAGAAAUUAAAGAUACAGAUAUUGAAACCAGAAAUCACCUAGUUUUGGAUUUAAUGAAUGCUGUAUUGGUUCCAACUUCCAAAUCAUUUGAAAUAGAUCCUGUUACCAACAAACGACGCAUAGUUAAAACGUCUAUUUCCGAUGCCAAAACGUCAUUUUAAUUACAAGUGGUUUCAGUGAACGACUUACAUGUUCAAAUUCAAUCACGAAUUGACAACGCUUACAAAAAAAAAGAAAAACUACAACCAUUCAUUUGCAUUGUUGGAGCUGAUUUAGAUGGUACAAAAGACUUUUAUGUAUAUUAUUUCAACACCUAUUAUAAAUUUUCUAACAUAGUCCGUGCAUUAGACACAUGUUUUAAAAUUUUCCAAAUGUUCAAUUUACAGUAUCCCAUUCAAUCUAUUUUAGUUUGGACUUUUGUACAAAAAUUUCUCUAUGAUAUUCAUAAUGAGUGUGAUGUUAAAAAUUCUUCUCUAACAUCAUUAAUUUCUGAUU